Messenger RNA from Heterobilharzia americana, 507 nucleotides. The record is from the annotation of a GenBank genome assembly. Lineage: Eukaryota; Metazoa; Platyhelminthes; Trematoda; Strigeidida; Schistosomatidae.
AUGGUCUGCUUUAUCCUCGCUUCUGUCUCUAGAAAAUCUAGAAGUGUAUCACACAGUUUUCAUCAGAUUUCCAAGUACUUCAGCACACUCCCAGAAGUUAAAGAUUAUUAUGCUGUUUUGAAAGUCAAAACUACAGCAUCUCAAGAUGAAAUUAAAGCUGCCUACCUUGACCUAUCGAAAAAGUACCACCCUGAUAGAUGUAUAGACGAAGGAUCAAAGAUUCAUUUUACUGAAAUAAGUGAGGCAUAUUCUGUACUUGGAAGACCAGAAUCUCGUCAAGAAUAUGACACAAAUAUGAAAAUCAGUACUUUUGGAGUUGGCAGUAGUGCUUUUCGACUGAAUUACCCGAAACCACCUCCUGAUCUUGACAAAGCUGGCCUCAGAGCUUAUGAAAAUGAAAUGCGCAGUCAGUUUCAUGGACUUUCACUUCUACAUUUUGGUUAUCACCGACAGGUGUCUAGUCAUUAUUAUCUCGUGAAAACUAAUAAACUGCCAGCUGACUUUUAG